GAAAACACGCUCCAGAAGGUGUAUAUGACACUAAUCGAGAAACGGCGCAAUGUUUUGGAUGAAAACGUACCCUUAGAUUUGGUUGAUAGCUGCCAUUUCGGGUUAUUCGACCAUACACGAACGAUUCAAGAGGUCCAAACGAAGUGCGCAUACAAUUCUAAAAUCUACAGUCAUCACUUUGAAGAAGAUAUAUGCAUAGACAGUGAGAAAGGACGUGCUGUGACUUCAGGUUGACCAUUGAGCGUUCCAGUGUCAUCUGUGGAAGACGUUUUGCUCUAGUGUUGAACAUACUACGUGAUAUGGAGAGACGACACUGUUGAAAAAAUACCGGCAUUUUAUUUUUCCUGACCUAGACACAAAUCAUGGAAAGCUGACGGCGAGGACCUUGAGUGACAGCCUUGCCAGGGAAGAAAACCCUCUCUUUACUGAUUCAAGGACACUAAGACUCCAUAUCAGACUCUUCCUUCAUCUGCAAAUCAGCUGACCUAAGAGCUGUCAUGGCGGCGUACGGACAGACCCAGUACAGCCCUGCCCUCCAGUCUGCGGGACCCUACACACCGUAUACAUACCACACCCAGGGCUACAGCAUGCCCUCAUACAACAUUAAGACAGAAGAUGGCCUCAGCCACUCUCCAGGACAGAACAGUCUGCUGAGCUACUCCAACUUCAGCAGCACUCCCCCCAGCCAGGGCCUCUACAGCUACUCCACACCCGGUAGCAGUAUUUCUUCUGGGAUUUUCCAGGGAGCCAACCCCAUCACAGGCUCAACUCCAUUCAACCCCACACAACAGGACUUCUCAGCGUACUCUAGCUACAGCCAAAGCCAGUACUCGCCAUACUACAACACACACUACAACAGCCCGUACCUCGCAAGCAGCAACAUCAGCCCUAGCGCCAUCACCACGCCCAUACCCUAUCAGCAUCCAGAACACCCCGCCGUGGUGCCCAAUCACAGCCCUGAGUCCCACCCAGGAGAGUACCAUCCACCCCCUAGCCCCCCCACCCCAGGGAAAGAGCCAGAGGGGGUGCCAGCCAGACGGAGCUCAGACGGGAAACUGAGGGGCAGGAAAAGAGUCAGUGACCCACAGCCUCCCCUGGACUCAGAUAUAGAGCGUGUGUUUGUGUGGGACCUUGACGAGACCAUCAUCAUUUUCCACUCUUUGCUCACAGGGAGCUUCUCAACACGAUUUGGCAAGGACUCGUCCAAGGCAGUGUCGCUGGGGCUGUGGAUGGAGGAGAUGAUCUUCAACUUGGCCGACUCUCGGCUAUUUUUCAACGACCUGGAGGAAUGUGACCAAGUUCAUAUUGAUGACGUGGCGUCAGACGACAAUGGGCAGGACUUGAGCAUGUAUAACUUUGGCACAGACGGGUUCCAGAGCCCUGCGGGUGCCGGUACUCUGUGCCUGGGCUCAGGUGUCCAUGGUGGGGUGGACUGGAUGAGGAAACUAGCCUUCCGCUACCGGAGAGUAAAGGAGAUCUACAACACCUACAAGAACAACGUGGGAGGUUUGGUGGGCAGUCCCAAGCGGGAGGAAUGGCUGCAGCUGCGGAGGGAGAUGGAGGUCCUGACAGAUCUGUGGCUGACCCAGGCUGUCAAGGCCCUGGCCCUCAUUAACUCCAGACCAAACUGUGUGAAUGUGCUGGUGACCACCACCCAGCUGAUCCCAGCCCUGUCCAAGGUCCUGCUCUAUGGUCUGGGCUCAGCGUUCCCCAUAGAGAACAUCUACAGUGCCACCAAGACAGGGAAAGAGAGCUGCUUUGAGCGUGUGGCCCAGAGGUUCGGCCGGCGAGCAGUUUACGUGGUCAUAGGGGACGGAGUGGAGGAAGAGUCUGUAGCCAAGAAGAAGAACAUGCCUUUCUGGAGAGUGUCGUGUCGGCCUGACCUGGAGGCUCUAAGUCAUGCACUGGAGCUGGACUACCUCUAGUGGGCGCUAUAACAAUCCCAUCAUGCCUUUAGCCAGUUCCUGCCCGGUGAUGCCGCUUCCUGUCCAAUGGACCAAUUGGGUUGAGGGCAGCGACGAUUCACCACCAUACAAAAGCAAAGAAAGACGGACCAAUCUUUGUAUCAGCAGGGAAACGCAAUUGUUACUGGAAAUUGUACAUGUGCUUUCACCCGUUCACACAGGGACUUUUACAUGUGAAAGGUUUCCCACUUUGGAACUUUAGAGCGUUGCACUGAAAAUAAUGGCCAAGGUCAGGGAUGGGCAACUUGUGGCCUCAGCAGUUUUUCUCUUGUUAUGUCAAUUAGGCCAUAUCAGCUCAAAUGUUUUAGAUUGGUAAGUUUGUCUAGCGGUCAGCUAUCUAAACCAGCAAUCAUGGUUGAAUUACCGGCCGGGGGCCACCAUUGAUUUUGUUAGUCAGUCUCACUCAGAUAUCAUAUUAAAUAAUGCAAAAUUUCUCUCCAGCCUAUGGCAAAAUGUGUAGAAUUACAAAAAUGUCGCUGUUAAACAGCAAAUGUUCUUCACCGCCCAUGGCAAAAUGAGUAGAAUUGCAGGAAAUGUGUUAUAAAAUUGCUAAAUCUUCUUUCCGCUCAAUGGCAAAAUGUGUAGAAUUGUAGCAAACUUUCUUUAAAGCUCCACAUUUUCUCUACGCCCCAUGGCAAAAUGUGUAGAAUUGCACGAAAUGAACUAUAACAUUUUAAAACAAUGUCUCUCCGCUGUCAAGAGGAGGGCUGCUAAAAUGCUUUGCUCUCAAUGUGGUUGGUGUGACCCGCAAGCAACUACCAUCCCUCAUAAUGAGUUCAGUUUCUUGUGGCCACCAGACCCAUCAAAGUUACUCAUCCCUGACCUAGGUGAUCUACAGUUGAAGUCGGAAGUUUACAUACACCUUAGCAAAAUACAUUUAACUCAGUUUGUCACAAUUCCUAACAAUCCUCGUAAAGAAUCACUGUCUUAUGUCAGUUAGGAUCACUACUUUAUUUUAAGAAUGUGAAAUGUCAGAAUAAUAGUAGAGAGAAUGAUUUAUUUCAGCUUUUAUUUCAUUCAUCACAUUCCCAGUGGGUCAGAAGCUUACAGGCACUCAAUUAGUAUUUGGUAGCAUUGCCUUUAAAUUGUUUAACUUGGGUCAAACGUUUUGGGUAGCCUUCCACAAGCUUCCCACAAUAAGUUGGGUGAAUUUUGGCCCAUUCCUCCUGACAGAGCUGCUGUAACUGAGUCAGGUUUGUAGGCCUCCUUGCUCGCACACGCUUUUUCAGUUCUGCCCACAAAUGUUCUAUAGGAUUGAGGUCAAGGCUUUGUGAUGGCCACUCCAAUACCUUGAUUUUGUUGUCCUUAAGCCAUUUUGCCACAACUUUGGAAGUAUGCUUGGGGUCAUUGUCCAUUUGCAAGACCCAUUUGCGAUCAUGCUUUAACUUCCUGACUGAUGUCUUGAGAUGUGACUUCAAUAUAUCCACAUAAUUUUCCUACCUCAUGAUGCCAUCUUUGUUGUGAAGUGCACCAGUCCCUCCUGCAGCAAAGCACCCCACAACAUGAUGCUGCCACCCCCCGUGUUUCAUGGUUGGGAUGGUGUUCUUGGGCUUGCAAGUCUCCCCCUUUUUCCUCCAAACAUAACGAUGGUCAUUAUGGCCAACAGUUAUUUUUUUGUUUCAUCAGACCAGAGGACAUUUCUCCAAAAAGUUUGAUCUUUGUCCCCAUGUGCAGUUACAUCCCGUAGUCUGGCUUUUUUAUGGCGGUUUUGGAGCAGUGGCUUCUUCCUUGCUGAGCAGCCUUUCGGGUUAUGUCGAUAUAGGACUCGUUUUACUGUGGAUAUAGAUACUUUUGUACCUGUUUUCUCCAGCAUCUUCACAAGGUCCUUUGCUGUUGUUCUGGGAUGUACUUGCACUUUUCGCACCAAAUGACGUUCUUCUCUAGGAGACAGAACACGUCUCCUUCCUGAGCGGUAUGAUGGCUGCGUGGUUCCAUGGUGUUUAUACUUGCGUACUAUAGUUUGUACAGAUGAACGUGGUACCUUCAGGCAUUUGGAAAUUGCUCCCAAGGAUGAACCAGACUUGUGGAGGUCUGCAAUAUUUUUUCUGGGGUCUUUCUUUUGAUUUUCCCAUGAUGUCAAGCAAAGAGGCAUUGAGUUUGAAGGUAGGCCUUGAAAUACAUCCACAGGUACAUCUCCAAUUGACUCAAGUUAUAUAUAUUAGCCUAUCAGAAGCUUCUAAAGUAUUGACAUAAUUUUCUGGAAUUUUCCAAGCUGUUUAACCUUUCUAGCGCAUGGUCCUCGACAACAUUCCGCUGAAAAGGCAGCGCGCGAAAUUCAAAAUUAUUUUUGGGAAAUAUGUCACUUUCACACAUUAACAAGUCCAAUACAGCAAAUGGAAGAUACACAUCUUGUUAAUCUACCCAUCGUUUCCAAUUUCAAAAAUGCUUUACAGCUAAAGCACAACAUUUGAUUAUGUUAGAUCACCGCCAAGUCGAAAAAACACAGCCAUUUUUCCAGCCAAUGAUAGGAGUCACAAAAAGCAGAAAUAUAGAUCAAAUUAAUCACUAACCUUUGAUGGUCUUCAUCAGAUGACACUCAUAGGACAUCAUGUUACACAAUACAUGUAUGUUUUGUUCGAUAAUGUGCAUAUUUAUAUCAAAAAAUCUCAGUUUACAUUGGCGCGUUACGUGCAGUGAUGUUUUGAUUCCAAAACAUCCAGUGAUUUUGCAGAAAUACUCAUAAUAAACAUUGAUAAAAGAUAUUAGUGUUAUUCACAGAAUUAAAGAUAGACUUCUCCUUAAUGCAACCGCUGUGUCAGAUUUCAAUUUUUUUUAACAGAAAAGGCAUAAUCUGAGAAAGGUGCUCAGAACCCAAAACAGCCAGAGGAAUGUCCGCCAUUUUGGAAACAACAAAGUUAGAAACAACACCAUAAAUAUUCACUUACCUUUGAUCUUCAUCAGAAGGCACUCCCAUGGAUCCCAGUUCAACAAUAAAUGACUGAUUUGUUCCAUAAAGUUCCAUAAUUUAUGUCCAAAUAGCCACUUGUUGUUAGCGUGUUCAGCCCAGUAAUCCAUCUUCAUGAGGUGCAGGCACUUCAUCCAGACAAAAACUUGAAAAGUUAUGUUACAGUCCUUUAGAAACAUAUCAAACAAUGUAUGGAAUCAAUCGUUAGGAUGUUUUUAACAUAAAACAUCAAUAGUGUUCCAACCGGAGAAUUCCUUUGUCUUCAGAAAAAGCACUGGAACGCGAGGUAACUCUGUCGGGAGCGCACGUCAUGAGACCAAGGCUCUCGGCCAGACCACUCGGCCAGAGGUCUCAUGAGCCCCUCCUUUAUAGUAGAAUCCUCAUUCAAGUUUCAAGACGGUUGACAUCUAGUGGAAGCUGUAGGAAGUGCAACCUCAUCCAUAUCUAUCUCAAUGUGUAUUCGGUAGGCCAAGCUUUGAAAAACUACAAACCUCAGAUGUCCCACUUCCUGGUUGAAUUUCUCUCAGGUUUUCGCCUGCCAUAUGAGUACUGUUAUACUCACAGACAUCAUUCAAACAGUUUUAGAAACUUCAGAGUGUUUUCUAUCCAAUACUAAUAAUAAUACGCAUAUAUUAGCAUCUGGGACAGAGUAGGAGGCAGUUCACUCUGGGCACGCUUUUCAUCCAAACGUGAAAAUUCUGCCCCCUAUUCCAAAAAGGUUAAAGGCACAGUCAACUUAGUGUAUGUAAACUUCUGACCCACUGGAAUUAUGAAACAGUGAAUUGUAAGUGAAAUAUUCUGUCUGUAAACAAUUGUUGGAAAAAUUACUUGUGUCAUGUACAAAGUAACUGACUUCCCAAAACUAUAGUUUGUUAACAAGAAAUGUAUUGAGUGGUUGAAAAAUGAGUUUUAAUGACUAACCUAAGUGCAUGUAAACUUCCAACUUCAACUGUAAGUGCAUUUAGUCCUUACGUGGGGAUGAUUCGUUUAAUUUAGUUUAUUUGUUUGUUGUGUGCUAACUUUUCUUAUUAGGAAUGGGAUAGAGGAAAUUGUUAAGAUAAGAGACCUUCUAGUAGACACUACCAGCAAGUUAUUAAGGAUAAUAUGGCUUUUUUGAUACAUUGUACAUUUCUAUUAUAACUAUGGCCCCAAUAGUAGCUCUGUCUCAUUCAGCAGGUUAUUGAUUAAUUCAUAGUCUGAAUAUUUAUAUUUUUUUACCUAUAAUUUGUGACCUACGGUAUUUAUUGAUCAGUUCAGUUAUGCCUGAUCAAAAUGAUAGUAGAUGAAAAUACAAAUCAGUCAAGUGUCCAAUCACAAAAUUAUGAGCUGAGACCUAAAAGAAAGAAAUGGGAGAGGAUUUUCACAAAACCUACCAGCGACAAUUAUCUAAAAAGGAAGAUGAGAUAGCAACCAUUUUCGGAUUUUACCAUAACAUUUGAUUCAUAUUCUAUUGACCCAUGAUAUGUCAUAAAUCAUUUAAUUGAAUAUUCUAUUGAUUUGCCACAAACACACUUAUGCAGUCAAUCUAAACCGGACAAAACACUUCCAACCCUACCGGAGAUGUCUGUUUAAUGUUGUUAUCUAAUAUACCAAAGAUUAAUACUCAAAUAUCUUAUCCAUUCCAUGCCAUACUUUGAAAAAUAAUUGGUAAAAGCCAACUCUGCAUCCUUCAUUUGCAACUAAGCAAAGAGGUUCAGACAGACAGACAGAAAGACAAACAGUCAAAGCAACCUGACAAAGCACAAGGAAAUCAUAUACUUAACUUAAGAAAUAACAAUUCCUUGUGAAACGUCUUUUUAGCGUAUACAUUUGUCAUGGAGAGGACUUAGGGCUCUAUUCAAUCCGCAUCGCGGAAGUUCAGCUUUAAAGCGUGACUGAAAUUUAAAGGCAAUGUUCCUGCUUUAGCGGGGAUUGCAUUCACAAUGGGUCGGCUCAAUCGUAAAUUACCUUUACAUUUCUAUCCCAGAAUAUGUAACACUUCAGGUUUACAGAUUGAAUAGAGCACUUAGUCUGGCGAUUGAAUCUUAUUCUGUUUCAUGAAUUGAUCGGUGUACAAUUGUUGUUAUCUUUCUCCAUGAAUGUUUAUAUAGCCUGUAUGUAAUGAAAAUGGUAUGAUUGUCUUUGGACAUGCAUGUGCCUAUUACAGUGCCUGUCAGCUUAGCUAUGAUUUGUAUAUAAGGUUUUAUUGUUGAUUUGUUUUGACGGACAAUUAUAAUAGAUUAAUAAAGAUAAGUUAAUUACA
This is a messenger RNA of Oncorhynchus masou masou (cherry salmon), 7111 nucleotides long. Its product is annotated as eyes absent homolog 2-like. The transcript has 16 exons. Gene Ontology annotation, molecular function: protein tyrosine phosphatase activity. The record is from RefSeq and is a predicted model, not a curated record. NCBI's taxonomy places the organism in Eukaryota, Metazoa, Chordata, Actinopteri, Salmoniformes, Salmonidae. Gene Ontology annotation, cellular component: nucleus. Gene Ontology annotation, biological process: positive regulation of DNA repair; negative regulation of extrinsic apoptotic signaling pathway in absence of ligand; multicellular organism development. Bases 498 to 1925 code for a protein of 475 amino acids.